Messenger RNA from Anopheles funestus (African malaria mosquito), 2794 nucleotides. RefSeq names its product DNA repair and recombination protein RAD54B-like. The transcript has a single exon. Lineage: Eukaryota; Metazoa; Arthropoda; Insecta; Diptera; Culicidae. Gene Ontology annotation, cellular component: nucleus. Gene Ontology annotation, biological process: reciprocal meiotic recombination; double-strand break repair via homologous recombination. Gene Ontology annotation, molecular function: ATP binding; DNA translocase activity; ATP-dependent chromatin remodeler activity. The record is from RefSeq and is a predicted model, not a curated record. The coding region runs from base 141 to 2780 and encodes 879 amino acids.
CUCAUCUUCACAAUGUCAACAAAUAUUAUCGAGUUGUCAAAUUAUGGCGGCAUUUCGUUCUGCAUCAGCCGAGAGCAUUUCGGUUCGAAAGUGGAGUGUUGUUUGUUGGUUGAUUUUACUUUGAUGAAACGUUGUACACAAUGCGACGAAGCAGUGCGCCAUCGAUGAAACGAUCCUGCGAAUCAGCAAACUCUGCAUUACACACAGCAAAGAAACCGGCCAGCACCAAUCGAGAUCAAGAUCGAUCUCCAGCAACAACGACAACAACAGUGGACCGUGAAAAUCAUUUGAAUACGAUUCUGAAACCGAAAAACUGCAAUGAAAGUGAUACAAAAACCAUCUUCAAAGUAGUUUGGGGUAAAAUUAGCACACGCAAACACAAAACAUGGGAAGGUGACGGUACGCUUGAAGUAUCCGGCAGGAGCGCUGUGCUGAAGGAUGAAACCGGACGAAUAAUAACCACCGCCAGUGGGUUAAAGAUCGACGAGGUAACGGAAGGAAUCCAGCUCGUCGUUGGUUCGAAGGAGGUAGAAGUGUUGGAGAAAUGGAGCCAAAACCAAACCACAUGUCCGUCGACAGUUUCAGGCAGUUCGAAGAUUUGUACGACGGUGCCUUUAAUAACCAGUUUUAAACCACCGGAGCAACGAGUGCAAAAUGAGCAAACAGAUACGGAAGAAUUUAAAAAACUUCCGCGCGAUACUGUGCCAUUGACAAGUAGUGCAUCCAAUUUUCCCCGGGAAACAUCAGCUAAAGUAAAGGCCAAUUAUAAAUCAAUUCAUUCUGCACCAAGUGAGAAAGUAGAAGAACAUGCUGUGGAACCGUUGAUUAUGAAGAAACCGUCAUACGAACACCAGUUCAAGCACAAUGUAGACCAUGAGCCCGUAUCUGAAGUGCACGUUCCAUACGUGCUUACACGCCAUCUGCGUCCACAUCAGCGGGAAGGUGUCAGCUUUCUUUACGAGUGUGUGACCGGAUUCAGGAUGCUAGAACCGCCUGGAUACGGUGCAAUUCUGGCCGAUGAAAUGGGUCUCGGCAAAACGCUUCAGUGUAUCGCUCUAAUGUACACGCUAAUGAAAACCGGUCCGUAUAGCAAACCGUUGGCCAAGCGUAUUCUGAUCGUCACACCGAGCAGUUUGGUGGAAAACUGGGAUCGUGAAAUUACCAAAUGGUUACGAAACGAACGAAUCUUUACAUUCAUCGUUGGACCGACCAACAAACUCAAACGAUACGCACAAUCGCCGCACAUUCCGAUACUGAUCAUAUCGUACGAAAUGCUGUCGAAGCAAAUCGGUGAGCUGGAAUCGGUCCGAUUCGAUUUGAUGUUUUGCGACGAGGGUCAUCGACUUAAAAACAGUAACGUAAAAGCAUUUGGCGUGUUGAAUCAAUUAGACUGCAAGCGGCGCGUGCUGCUGACCGGCACACCGAUACAAAACGAUCUGCAAGAGUUCUUCUCACUGAUAAACUUUGUCAAUCCGGGAAUAGUUGGAGCUUAUCAGGAUUUUAAAGCACGCUAUGAAACACCCAUCAUUAUCUCGCAACGGCCCGGUGUGCUACCACAGUCGAUGGAGCUCGGUAUUGAGCGACUAAAUGAAUUGAACGCCAUAACCGGUCGAUUUAUGUUGCGAAGGACUCAGGAAGUUAUCAAUCAAUAUUUACCCGAUAAACACGAAGUAGUAAUCUUGUGCCAUCCGUCCGAACUGCAGACCGGUUUGAUCCACACCGCGCUAACAUUUUACGAGAGCGAAAAGAGUUCCUCCAAUGCGAUUUCACCGCUGCAGUUGAUAACGAUAUUGAAGAAAAUCUGCAAUCAUCCUUCGCUCGUGUCGGUGCAAGGCAAAGGUGAUCCGGAAUCGUUGGUGCAUCUACUGUCGGAACAGUUACCUCCCUGGCAACGGAUGGGCCCAUCCGACUCAGCGAAACUAGGCAUUGUAGAGGCUCUACUAGAAUCGAUGCUAGCCAUGCAGGAAAAAAUUGUGAUCGUAUCGUACUACGGCAAGACGUUGGACAUGAUUGCUGGUUUGUGUGAGCACUACAAUUAUAAGUACUGCCGGCUAGAUGGUUCCACGGCAGGUCCCGAUAGGUGCAAGAUCGUGACCGCUUUCAACAGUGGUGCUUCCGACUGUUUCAUACUGCUGCUCAGCGCUAAAGCAGGCGGUGCCGGAUUGAAUCUGAUCGGAGCGUCUCGGCUGGUAUUGUACGAUAACGAUUGGAAUCCCGCAAACGAUCUGCAAGCAAUGUCACGCGUGUGGCGAGAUGGACAGCGGAAACCGGUAUUCAUCUACCGGCUGCUGACCGCCUACACCAUCGAGGAACGCAUAUUUCAACGACAAAUUUCCAAAACUUCACUUAGCGGAACAGUGGUGGAUCAGAGACAAAAUUUAAGUAAUCUCAAACUGUCGGACGAAGAGCUGAAAGAUCUUUUCUCCAUCAUUGACCCCAACGCAGUAGACGAUUGUUUAACACACAGUUUACUCGAGUGUUCUUGUGCCGGCAUCGGCAACGCUCCUGAUAGGGAUCAAGAGCCAUCCGAAGCGUGUGAUUCUUUCGAAGAUUUAUCAAACGAAAGAAGCAAAACGGAAAGUCGCUUUCAGUUGAGACCUUCUGCUGGAAAGCACAGCAAAGGGGGUAGAAAAAAAUUUGCCCUUAAAAUGCAGGAACUGAUGCGCUGGGAACAUCAUCGAUCGCCAGUGUCCGAAAGUGUGUUGGAGCAACUAGGUUUAUCACGAUGCGUCGACGACAUAGUGUUUUUGUUUCGAAACAUUGUAUCGGCGGCUAAAUAAAUGCAUCACAAUCU